Messenger RNA from Lingula anatina, 1536 nucleotides. RefSeq lists its product as uncharacterized. The record is from RefSeq and is a predicted model, not a curated record. NCBI's taxonomy places the organism in Eukaryota, Metazoa, Brachiopoda, Lingulata, Lingulida, Lingulidae.
GGUGCUUAGAAACCUAUUGUGAAAAUUGCCUGAAAUCAGCUAUUUCUGUGGUUACGCAACCUUAUUGAAUCACUUACUCUUGCAUCUAGUUGGGAUAUUUCAAACGGAGAUUGCCAUGUGAUUUUGUCCGUUUGGCCACAUUGGUGAUUUCCCGAGUAUUGGCUUGGAGCAGUGACGAACAGGAUCCGAAACAUGCAACGCUCUCCGGAACCCAUGUCGUUGGAGGCGUUUGAUUCCAUCAGUGACAUAAUGAACGAUCCACAAAUGAAAAAGAAAAUAUCUGCUCUACCAGCUAAAUUACAGGUACAGUUCUUGGCAUCAGUCAGCAAGGCGUUUGCCAAGGACAGUAAUCUCACCGUUAAAGCUAUAAAUUCAACACGGAAUCUGUUGGCCAAUAAGGAGUCUUCGAUGGACAAAAGGAAACUUAAUAAAACAAAAGGAAAUCCUUGGCCUGGAAACCCCAUACCUAAUCCGGUGCAAUAUGAUGAUUCGGACACUGAUUCCGAUUCCGAUUCUGAUUCCGACAAAAACAAUUAUUAUGUCAAAAAACCUCUCUCAAGAGUUAAAGACUUUCCCAAAAAACCUGCAAUCCACAGUUUAGCCACAGAAAAUGAGGGUUCCGACACUGAUACUGAUUCGGACUCCGAUUCUGCCUCAUCAGUUGAUUCACGGAAAUGUAUCAAGGUUAAUGCAUCAGAAACUAGCGAUAGUGAGAGCGAAUCACACGUUAAUGACCAGCAGGUAGAGGAAACGGAAAAUGACGCGCCCGAACAGGACAUGAAGGUCACAGUGGGAACGGAGGGUUGCAUUAAGGAUGUCUCAGGGAGUUCGACUCAAGAAGAAGAUGAAAUUGAAAAAGCAAAUAAGGACGGAACGGACGGCGAUGGUGGCAGUGAAGCUGACCCUGGAGGGGAGAACACAGAAAAUGAACCUGCCAACGACGAAGAAAAAAAGACAGGUACUCCAGUGCGUGCAAGCAGGAGAUCUAUGAAGUUUUCAAAAAUAAGGUCAAAAUCUGCGCCAAACAAAAUGCCAAAUACUAGUAAUACAAGAGACAAAAACGGCUCACGACCAUUUGGUAAUUUUCUCCGACCGAAAACUGUCGCGCCACUGCCAGUGUGCAAGAAGCGGUCACGUGAAAGGGAUCCUUUCUUCGAUUUCCGCGUCACUACUGCCAUGACGACCCACGAGUUGGGACUCUCAAGACUGGAGAGGAUCGACAACCUUCCAACACCUCUUACUUUACCCAAGACAUUAUCUGCGCCCCAUUCCCCACUGAGGUCCAGCGCGAGCUCCUCGUCCGACCAUAAGACAAAUGUUGAAAGGGUAAAAUCGGUUCAAAAUGAAGCAUAUUUAUUGAGACAAUGCCAGAAAAAAUUGACAGCAUUUCCAAGUAUUCGAGCAGCUCAUUCUUACACGGUUAUCAAAACUGUACGAGAACAGGAGCAGAGCAAACCUUUCGAUCAUAGUGACAAACAUAAAUAUCCGCAACUUCGUCAGAUCCGGUAUAAGUCUGUAAAACCAACAUCAAGUUAA